Lactuca sativa (garden lettuce) is the source of this 2024-nucleotide messenger RNA. The record is from RefSeq and is a predicted model, not a curated record. NCBI's taxonomy places the organism in Eukaryota, Viridiplantae, Streptophyta, Magnoliopsida, Asterales, Asteraceae.
UCUCUCUCUCUCUCUCUCUCUCUCUCUCUCUCUCUCUCGUCUCAACAAACACGCAGAUCAUCUCGCACACAAACAUUAAACCCAUAAACCACUCUUUCAAGACGUUGCUUCUACGAUCCCUUUCGUGAAAUAGAGUUCUUGAUCCAAAAAAUAACCCUUAAUCCAACGCCAUUUAUGUUAUACCUCCGUUUUUCUUCGCUUCGUUGUUAAGCUAAUUCAAAAAAGUAAUCGAAACAGAAAAGGUAUGCUGUCGAUAAAUUCCCGAAGCUUUACGUUUUAAAUGAAUACCACAAGUGAAGAAAUUCGAGAAGAUGGAAAGCAGAGAAGAAAGUCCAUAGGUACUCUAAGCUCUAUGAACGGCGGUCAUGGUGGUGGUUUGACCGUUUCCGGCGGCAAAACCAGACGAUUCUCCAUGGGCAUACCAAGUUCCCGAAAGAGCAUUGGAGAAGAAGGUAACAUCGUCCCUAAUUAUCUCAGAGCUUCAACUGGGUCAUGUCACGAUUUCUGUAAAUAUGGUAAGAAACAUGAACAAUCAAAGUCUUCAAUCCCCAUAAAGUUCAAAAGAUCAACAGCUGUCAAUAAAGAGAAAGUUAUUACAACAACUGUAGCUCCAAUAGAAAGAAAGAAAGCAAUCAAACCUUUUCAAGAUCCCAAAAUUCAAACGCCUCUUGAAUUAACCAAAAAGGAUGUCUCAAUCUCAUUAACAUCUAAAACGACACAAGUUUUGAAACGGGUUAUGUCAGCAAAUGGGAAACCUAAAGAUAAAGAGGUCAAAUUGGGUCAACGGUCAACUUCUCUUGUGAAACGAAGUCCAGGGUCAAAUGCGUCAAAUGGAGAGGUUGUUAAGAAGAAAGAUACUAUUCGAAUUGUCAAAAAGACAGGGAUUACCCCUAAAGCUGUUAAGAAAGAUGUCGUGAAGGGUACUCCAGUUGAAUCAAAAUCCCCUAAAGUUUCUUCUUUGAGUAGGGCUACAAGUUUGAAGGUGAUAAAACAUAAGAGUGUUAAAAAAGUGUCUCCAUUAAAGGAUCAAAACAUAGUUCAAAAAAUCGAGGUCAAGCAAAUUGAAACAGAAUCCGAGGCUAAAAGUGGGAAUAUUGAGUUCGAUUACAUUCAUGAAACUGUUGGAAUCGUUGAUGCUCCCUCAUUUCCAUCACUGGAAUUGAUGAAUGAUCCUGUUUCCAUAAACGGGUUGGAAAAAGAUUCGAUGAUCACACAAUCAGUCUAUGAAAGCUCCAAACUUGAAGAUGAUUCAUCAAUGGCAGAAGUCUUGGAAAAGCCCCAAUCUUUUUCAGAAGUUGAAGAAAAUUUGUUAAUUGCACCUCCUGUUUCUGAAAGCUCUCAAUCUUAUUAUGAUGAUGAGGUUCUUGAAGAUGAAUCUGAUUUCACUGAUGAAGAGACUGAGAGUGAUAGUGAUAAUGAGAAAGUAAACUCCACCGAAAACAACAAGAUCUCAAGAAAGGGUAGAAUGGUAAUUUCAGAAGAUAAAGAUGAUGAAGGGGUGAAGUUAAGGUUCAGAAGAGGAAAGAUUCUUGAUCUUCAAUCUGAGAAUAACGGACCUCGAAGGCUUAAAUUCAGAAAAGGGAAAGUUAUGGAGGGAAAUGAAGAGAGACCACAUGUUUCUAGAAGAAGUUUUGAAAAGAAAUAUGAAAAAGAAACAAACAAUGAUUCUAUUUCAAACAAUGGUCAUGAAAACGUUGUUUUGAAGCAUCAAGGUGAUCAAGGAAGGAAAGAUGCUCAAGGGUUGUUUAACAAUGUCAUUGAAGAAACAGCAAGUAAGCUUGUUGAAAGCAGAAAGAGUAAAGUGAAGGCAUUGGUUGGAGCUUUUGAAACUGUAAUCUCUCUUCAAGAUGGAAAACCCUAAUGAAAAAUUACUGCUUGUUUAACUACUGAGGUAAGUGACUUUUGAUGUGUUUUUUUCUCAUUUUGUUUUUGAGGUUUGACUUGUGUAUAAAUAAAGGAAGUGACAAUCUUAUAACUUUACAAGUUUUAUAUGACUGUUUGGUUUAAUUGUCGAACAAUGUUGA